Lipotes vexillifer (Yangtze River dolphin) is the source of this 2015-nucleotide messenger RNA. RefSeq names its product TBC1 domain family member 10A (gene TBC1D10A). The transcript has 9 exons. The record is from RefSeq and is a predicted model, not a curated record. The coding region runs from base 98 to 1639 and encodes 513 amino acids. Gene Ontology annotation, biological process: regulation of GTPase activity. Gene Ontology annotation, molecular function: GTPase activator activity; small GTPase binding. Lineage: Eukaryota; Metazoa; Chordata; Mammalia; Artiodactyla; Lipotidae.
CGCGGCUCGUGGGCGGGGCGUCGGCGGCGUCGGCGGAGGUCGGGCGGCUGAGGUGGCUGAGGUGGCCGCUGAGGCUGAGGCGGCGGGCGCGGCCGGGAUGGCGAAGAGCCACGGAGAGAACGGGCCGCGCGCGCCUGCAGUCGGGGGGAGCCUGUCGGGGACCCGGGAGAGCUUGGCCCCGGGCCCCGACGCCGCAGCCGCCGACGAACUCAGCUCUUUGGGCUCCGAUUCAGAGGCCAACGGCUUUGCCGAGCGCCGCAUCGACAAGUUCGGCUUCAUCGUGGGCUCGCAGGGCGCCGAGGGCGCGCCCUGCCCUCUGCUCCACAGGCUAGAGGAAGUCCCCCUGGAGGUGCUGAGGCAGAGGGAGUCCAAAUGGCUGGACAUGCUCAACAACUGGGACAAGUGGAUGGCCAAGAAGCACAAAAAGAUCCGUCUGCGGUGCCAGAAGGGCAUCCCACCUUCUUUGCGGGGCCGUGCUUGGCAAUACCUGUCAGGAGGCAAGGUGAAGCUGCAGCAGAACCCUGGAAAGUUUGACGAGCUGGACAUGUCCCACGGGGACCCCAAGUGGCUGGAUGUGAUUGAGCGUGACCUGCACCGGCAGUUCCCUUUCCAUGAGAUGUUUGUGUCCCGGGGGGGCCACGGCCAGCAGGACCUAUUCCGUGUGCUGAAGGCCUACACACUGUACCGACCUGAGGAGGGCUACUGCCAGGCCCAGGCGCCCAUCGCCGCCGUCCUGCUCAUGCACAUGCCUGCUGAGCAAGCCUUCUGGUGCCUGGUGCAGAUCUGUGAGAAGUACCUGCCCGGCUACUACAGUGAGAAACUGGAGGCCAUCCAGCUGGAUGGGGAGAUCCUCUUCUCGCUGCUACAGAAGGUGUCUCCCGUGGCCCACAAGCACCUCAGCCAGCAGAAGAUCGACCCGCUGCUCUACAUGACAGAGUGGUUCAUGUGUGCCUUCUCGCGCACCUUGCCCUGGAGCUCCGUGCUGCGUGUCUGGGACAUGUUUUUCUGCGAAGGAGUCAAGAUCAUCUUCCGGGUGGGGUUGGUGCUGCUGAAGCACGCACUGGGCUCCCCCGAGAAGCUCAAAGCCUGCCAAGGCCAGUACGAGACCAUUGAGCGGUUGCGGAACCUCAGCCCCAAGAUCAUGCAGGAGGCCUUCCUGGUCCAGGAGGUGGUAGAGUUGCCAGUGACAGAGCGUCAGAUAGAGCGUGAGCACCUCAUCCAGCUGCGGCGCUGGCAGGAUACCCGGGGUGAGUUGCAGUGCCACUCUCCACCCAGGCUGCACGGUGCCAAGGCCAUCCUGGAGGCAGAGCCAGGCCCGUGGCCCACCCUGCAACCUUCACCGUCCAUCCGCCUGCCCCCAGAUGCCCCCCUCCCUGGUUCCAAAGGCAAGUACAAGCCGCCCAAGCAGGUCCAGAAGGAGCAACAGAAGCAGGCGAAGGCGAGUGGGCAGCGGGACAAGCCCCCGACCCCAAGUCAAGCCAAGGUGGCAGCUGCUGCGGGAGACGCAUGUCCCCCACGGGAUGUGCCCCCAAAGGACCCGGUCUACCAGGACCCCCAAGACUCAGCUCCCCAGGACUCAGCCUACCACUGCUCCCAGGAGAGCCUGACGUCCCAGGAGAGUGAGGACACCUACUUGUAACCCUGGCAGCUCAGGCCCCUGGGCUGGGGUCUCCACACACCUACACGGUUCACGGACUGACACUCCAGGGCCUGCCCACUCUCUGAGGGCCUGGCUGCCUGGCCCCUGGGCGGCAGAGAGUCUAGCUGGCCCAGCACAGAUUCUGCCUGAGCCUCCUUAUUUAUUUUCUCCAGAGUGGAGCUUGGGCCGGCCUAGCUGGGGCAGGCAGAAGUGAGGGCCGAUGGGUGGGGCCUCACUCAGCACCCGCCUCCUGAGGGGAUGCUCCCCAGGGCUAGGGCACUGACGUGAGGGGAAAGGGAGGGGAAAAGGGUGGGGUGCUCUUUGUGUAAAAUAGAAACAUGGUUUUGUACAGAAAUAAACAAGGCUUGUAUAGAGA